Molecule: messenger RNA, 2602 nt
Organism: Cheilinus undulatus (humphead wrasse)
Lineage: Eukaryota; Metazoa; Chordata; Actinopteri; Labriformes; Labridae
Gene: ccdc85al
Product: coiled-coil domain containing 85A, like
Exons: 4
Coding region: 393-1796 (467 amino acids)
Source: RefSeq, a predicted model, not a curated record
CUCUCCUGUGAACCUACAGACGGCAGGUGUGUACUCUGAUAGUCCGCCGAAGCUUUCCUACACUCUGACCACAUUUGGAACCGGUUUUGGAUACUAAACCAAGCGCAGCAAGGAGGCUGACUGCAUUCGGCUACACCCUGGCAGUGAGGAUGUUGCAGUGGUAGACGGUGGAGCAUCUUCCUCACUGUAUCGCACUGAGCCGGCACCGUCAGCUGUUGCUCUAGCAGAGAGUGAGAGAGUCUGGAGCAACAAAAAAGGCCAAACUAUGCGACUGACUUUCUGCCGGUAACCGUUUUCCUGCUGAAGUCGACUGUGGAGCGGAUGCGAGCAGAGGUUGUCAGCGAGCCUCUGGUUAUUUUCUGCCGUUUGUGGGUGCCGGAGGAGCUGUGCCAAUGGAGAAAGCGACUCCGCCGCCCCAGCCCCAGCUCCAGCUGUCGAUAGCGAAGACUGAAAGUCCCGCGGAGGACAUCUCCGGUCUGACCGACGAGGAGCUGCUCAAGUGGACUAAGGAGGACCUGGUACGACGGCUUAGACGGUCUGAGGCCGACAAGAUGAGCGUGAUUCUGGACCACGGGAAUCUUAUCCGGGAGGUCAAUCGCAGCCUCCAGCUGCACUUGAACGAGAUCAGGGGGCUGAAGGACAUUAAUCAGAAGCUGCAGGAGGACAACCGGGAGCUGCGGGACUUGUGCUGCUUUCUGGACGAUGACAGGCAGAAAGGAAAGCGUGUGUCCAGGGAGUGGCAGCGUUUGGGACGCUACAGUGCCAGCAUCAUGCGCAAAGAGGUGACCCUGUACCUUCAAAAACUUAAGGAGUUGGAGCUUCGGCAGGAGGAGGUAAUCAGGGAAAACAUAGAACUGAAGGAGCUCUGCCUGCUGCUGGAUGAGGAGAGGGGAGUGGUUGGGGGAGGAGGGGGAGGGAGUGGAGGGGGUGUAGGGAUGGGAGGGUGCCGCAACUCUAUAGACAGCCAGAAUAGUUUGCUGCUGGUGCCUGGACAUGGGCUCCUGAUGAGAGAUGUAGGAGAUGGGAGCAGCACCUCCAGUGCAGGGAGCGCUGACAGCUCCGAUCACCCACACCACAAGCAACCUCAUCUGGCUCCAGGGGUGGGCGGAGUCAAUAGUAGUGGUGGGGAUAAAGGGAGCCCAGAGCUGGUACACAAACCAAGGUGUAGCAGUAUUAGUGGAUUAGCAGGUGGAGGUUUAGGGGACAGGGAGGUGUCCAGUCCUGAACUACCUCCAGGGCGCCAUCGGAGUACAAGCCUGGAGUACCCAUACACUCUGCCGCAGAUCUGCCGGCCCCGCUGUGGCUCCAUAUCAGUGCCUGACCACAGUCGAGUCAUGAGGGGCCUCAGCCCGGAGAAAUACGGAAGGAACAUAGGUGGACGGAGUCCUGAGCAACACCCUAAGCACCACAGCUCUGAUCUGCUCCUGGGCCAGAGGCAACACUUCCUGGGUCAAGGAGGCAGUGGGGACCUCUAUCAGAGACACAACAGGAGCAGCAUCAGCAGUACUGGCUGUGGGAGCCCCGAGCCCAGGCUGGCACAUUUAGGGACCACAGAUCACCUUGAAAAGGUCAAGGGAGGCAGCCCUGAAACUCAAAGGCACCAGUACGGUAUGAGCCCUGACCACGUGAAGUUUGGCAGCCCUGCGAGGGAGGGGCAGAGAAGGGCGGCUGGAGAUGAGCUGUCACCACAUCAUCGGAGCAUCUACAAUGGCAUGAAUGCUUUAAUAUCAGCCGGCUGCUGCACCAACAACUGUAGAAAUGUCAAGCUAUGGGACAGCUUUGACGCCUCCUCUUGACCCCAACUCGACGAGCUGAUCUCCUCACACAGAAGGGGGGUUGCAGUUGCACUGUCUGGCCUUGAGUGUCACGAAGGGCCCUGGACUUCACCCCAUGGCUCCAGAUCGGCCCAUCGCUGUGGGAUCAUCUGUGUCCAAAGCCCUUAAACAGCUUGCCUCCAUGUUUUUAUUUCUACAUAUCGAGAGCUUGAUAGGUAAUAUGGAAUACGGUAUGUGUAAGUAUGAUUUGAAAACUCGUGCAGACUGCUGCAGCUAAAAGGACCAGAGUGAAAAUCUCUUCCUGCCAAAUAUAACAUGGCUACCUUCUGGAGAGCACCCAGAGACAGGGAGGUACGCUUUGAGAAGAUGAAAGAAGAGGACUCUGCACUAUCCGUGCCACCGCCCUCUGUUUACAAAUGUACAUCACUGGUGGAGAAGCACACAAAUUGAACUUUUUACACACUGCUGUUAAAAACUUCCUUUCCCUUUCAACUUUUCCCUUCCCAGGUUUCAGUAUCUCUCCUCUCACUCAGCUCCAGAUAUCCGUCAUCUUCAAAGUGUGUACUGAGACUGUUGUAAUGUAAUGUUCUGUCUUGCAAUUCCAGCCAAUCAGGAUUGCAACUGUCUUCAACAUCUUCAGUCAUUUCAAGUAAAUUAACUAAACAAAAACAUUUUUGUCAAAGAUGUUCUAGCAAAGGUAAAAAAAAAAAAACCUCUUCCUGUGUCUUAAACCAAGAUGGUCGACAUAACUAGCUGCUGACAGAUGUUCUAGUUCUGUAAGAUGCAAUGUUCAGGUGUCCUUUUUCUGUUUUAUCUUCUUCGUUCCC